AUGGUAGCAUAUUCAAAGGUGGAAGCAAAAUUUUUAUCUCCUGUAGGAAAAGAGAUUUUAUUAAGGUCGGUGGUUCAAGCUAUUCCUUUUUACACUAUGAGUGUGUUUCUGUUGCCUCUAGAUCUGUGUGCUGAGCUUGAAUGUAUGAUGAACUCUUUUUGGUGGGGUUCUGGUGGUAGAGGUCAGGGUGAAAUAAGAUGGAAGAGAUGGGAACUUUUGUGCAGGCUUAAGGUUGUUGGUGGUUUGAGUUUUCACAGGGUUUAUGAGUUUAAUUUAGCUUUACUGGGAAAGCAAGUUUGGGGAUUAUUAAGUAAUCCCAAUUCUUUUGUAACUAGAGUGUAUGGAGCUCAUUAUUUCCCACGGUCUGAUAUUUUGCAAGCAGAGUUUGGAUAUAAUCCAAGUUAUGUGUGGUGCAGUGUAUGGGCUGCUAUUCCCAUUUUGAGAUUUGGUUUAAGAUGGAACGUUGGAUCGGGAGCUUCUAUUUCCAUUUGGCAAGAUCCAUGGCUUCCUUCAGGUAUGAAUCCUUACGUAAGUUCAGUGGCUUCUGUGAUAUCUCAUUAUCAGUUGGUUUGUUAG
This is a messenger RNA of Hevea brasiliensis (rubber tree), 576 nucleotides long. RefSeq lists its product as uncharacterized. Bases 1 to 576 code for a protein of 191 amino acids. The transcript has a single exon. NCBI's taxonomy places the organism in Eukaryota, Viridiplantae, Streptophyta, Magnoliopsida, Malpighiales, Euphorbiaceae. The record is from RefSeq and is a predicted model, not a curated record.